GCAACAAUCAACACAAGGUGGCGAAAUUCGAAUCCCGAGUGAGCCCCAUUGAAUCUAUUCCUAUGGCAACUAUAAGCAAUGGGAACGGAUCAACGAUACACGUCAAUACGCGACCGGAUGAUAUACAAAAUCGCAUCAUUGGCGCGGAAGACAGUAUACAAGAGGACACUAAUACCUGCAGAAAUAUUUUGGUGGCACUGUCAUGGGUUAUCGUGGUCUUAACGAUGCCAUUUUCUCUGUUUAUCUGCUUUAAGGUAGUGCAAGAAUACGAAAGAGCUGUGAUAUUUCGUUUGGGACGUCUUCUCUCAGGCGGUGCUAAAGGACCUGGUAUUUUCUUUAUCCUGCCUUGCGUGGACAAUUAUGCUCGCGUCGACUUACGAACGCGGACAUACGACGUUCCGCCGCAAGAGGUGUUGACGAAAGACAGCGUGACAGUGUCCGUCGAUGCAGUGGUGUACUACCGUGUAAACAACGCGACAAUUUCAAUAGCGAACGUCGAGAAUGCUCACCAUAGCACCAGACUACUAGCACAGACCACGCUCCGGAACACUAUGGGAACCAGACCGCUUCACGAGAUUCUUAGCGAGCGCGAAACUAUUUCCGGAAACAUGCAGGUGUCUUUGGACGAAGCUACCGACACAUGGGGAAUUAAAGUCGAACGCGUCGAAAUCAAAGACGUGAGGCUGCCGGUCCAGUUGCAGAGAGCCAUGGCUGCGGAGGCUGAAGCUGCUCGCGAAGCUCGCGCAAAGGUGAUUGCAGCUGAAGGAGAGCAGAAAGCUAGCCGCGCAUUGAGGGAGGCUUCGGAGGUUAUAGGAGAUUCUCCUGCCGCGUUGCAGCUUCGUUAUUUACAGACUCUGAACACUAUUUCGGCAGAAAAAAAUUCGACGAUCGUAUUCCCGUUGCCUAUCGAUCUACUUACUUAUUUCAUGAAAGCGGGUGUCGCGAAGGACUCUUAAUCGCGAUA
Messenger RNA from Colletes gigas, 964 nucleotides. RefSeq names its product band 7 protein AGAP004871. The transcript has 10 exons. The coding region runs from base 63 to 956 and encodes 297 amino acids. Gene Ontology annotation, cellular component: plasma membrane. Lineage: Eukaryota; Metazoa; Arthropoda; Insecta; Hymenoptera; Colletidae. The record is from RefSeq and is a predicted model, not a curated record.